AUGCCUCCUCCGCACCUUAAUCUCCCAUUCAGACCCAAGAAGUCUGAAUUCGGUCCGGCUUUAGCAACGAACGACCCACCAGAUGAUAGUAUAUCAUCAGCGCCACGACCCAAUUCAAAUUCCCUCCACCAUCAUGACUACGACCACGCCCGGCGCGAUCAUGGUCUGCGAAAUCAGUCCACCAUCCAACAGAUAUUAGCGAGCAUCGAAGCCUCUCAAGCAACACCAUCCACAAGGAUCGAAAAUGCCUUUGCCCCGAAGGAUUUUGCAUUGAUGGAUGUUGAGGAAGACGCGAUGUUCUUUCGUCUUGGGAAGACCUCUGGGCUUACUUCAAGGGUCAUUGUCUCCGGUGACAUCGGUGGUGUACCUGUAUUUGUCAAGAAGAGCCAAUGCAUCACGGACAAGCCACUUGAAGAAAAUGAGAAUCGCGAUUUGGAGACCUCCAUGAUUGAAGCAAAGAAAUCGCCAUCAACUGACAAUCUUGCCGACUUUUCUGAUCAUCUGCGAGAUGCACAAUCCUUUCCGGCAAAGCAGGACAAGAGCAAAGAGCAUGGACAUAAACCAAACCAAUUCAUGGGUAGCCAACUCAAAUGGCUCCGCUGGGCCUUCUCACAAGUCCACCCCGAAUCUGUCGCUAUUGUUGUGCAGCUAGAGGUUCAAAUCACUGCAACAAAUUCGCCAAAAGGCCCCGGACUGACUUUUCUGGCGACUUUGGAGAGAAGUGUCCACAUCAGUGAUCUUUGGAGGACCAUCAAGAAAGAGAAUUAUUUCUUUCUUCGAAACGCACGUCUACAAGAUAGCACUCCCAAACGCUGGAGUUUUCAGCUACGUCGGACAUUCUAUGAGACACCGCAUGCUCCUUUGGUCUGGAGCGCCGCCACCAGAGGCAUUGACGACUACACCCAGGUUGACCGGGCAUGGCAAGACUUUCUGGAAAAAUGCGUAGAACAAGGCAGGGAGAGUGCUCAGAGACUUCUAGACGAAGCUAGGUUCAAAUGUGACAGAGCAGUGAUCAAGCUAUCUCAUGCUCCUUACACUGUCGAGGGUCACCCGAGGGAAGUUCCAGACUUGAGUCACGACACAAAGGCUCGGGUCUAUGGCAAGAUGCAUAUUGGCUUCUAAGAAGAGAACAAGAGGUCCGACACGGAUCCAGAAGUGAGCAACGAGUAAAAUGGGUCUCUUCUUGAUUUACGGGUCUAUGCCUAGUAAUCAGUAGGUGUGGUCUAUGCCAAUCAUUUCACAAAAUUCGUAGCCUCGUCAGCUUUAGCCAUGCAUGAUUCGAGGGUUGAC
This is a messenger RNA of Exophiala mesophila, 1290 nucleotides long. RefSeq lists its product as uncharacterized. The record is from RefSeq and is a predicted model, not a curated record. Bases 1 to 1122 code for a protein of 373 amino acids. NCBI's taxonomy places the organism in Eukaryota, Fungi, Ascomycota, Eurotiomycetes, Chaetothyriales, Herpotrichiellaceae. The transcript has a single exon.